Molecule: messenger RNA, 1017 nt
Organism: Eimeria mitis
Lineage: Eukaryota; Apicomplexa; Conoidasida; Eucoccidiorida; Eimeriidae
Exons: 2
Coding region: 1-1017 (338 amino acids)
Source: RefSeq, a predicted model, not a curated record
AUGUGGAACCAUGCACUGCACACUCGCGCUCGCCGGCUGUCUGCCGGUGAGGGAAGGAAGCGUGGAUUUGAAAGCUUGUGUGAGAGCGAUUCGGAUGAGGUGUCAGCAUGGCUGGACUCUGAUAGUGACCAUGAUGCCUCAGCUUCGACUGUGCCCCCAGCUAAACAGCCGCGCACUGGGCAAGAGCCACACGAGAGCUCCAGCCUACCGGUAGCCCAACAGCAGGCCAUAUCCCCUCAAAUGGCCUCUAGUGCGUCUGCCUUGCCUGGCACGCAUCCUCUGAGAGGUUGGACAAUUGACUUUUCCGAUCGCGCGCAUUGGGUUGUUAGCGACAAUUUUAAAGAGAUCCAGGCGGCCGAAGCUCUGCUGCAGCUGUCAACGAGUACUUCGUCUGUGGAGGCCGCCGGUGGCGGGGCCCGAGAACAAGACAACACUAAACUUAUGAGAAAAUUUAACCCCAGAAUUGCUGGAUGUGAAUGCUGGGCUACGGCAAAGCCGACCGCGUUGCUGUGUAGUGCACACGACCACCUUGCAAAGCCCUCACUCACCCCCGAGGAAUUGGAGAAGCUAACAUACGAUGCAGAGCGGUUAUCAGCAUUCCUUGCGUACGAUAUACCUCCCGAAGAAGACACUCCUCUGCUUAUUGUUGCGGAGUACCUAGGGCUCCGCUUCCUGAUUAUGGACGUAAUUGUGGCCACUCUGCAGUUACUGGGGGAGCCAGCGAGCGGUACUUGGUGGGAGAGAGCUACUGGCAAUAUCCGUCUGGAAUUCCCUUGCCAGCGGGAAAUGAUUCUUCACUUACGGGUAAAAACUCACUAUGACAAGACGCUUUGUCGGCACCUUACUGCUGCUUUGCGAGUGUUAGUAUCAGGGAGGCGUCCUUCAGAAGAAGAUCUUCUCAAGAUCAAGCGGAUGCUUUUCUGCUCGCACCACUCUCCACGACGUUUUAGAGGUAUUUUAUUUGAGAAAUGGCGACGUGACGAGGAGGAGUUCCAUAACCACAAAGAUCCCGCCUGA